Molecule: messenger RNA, 15792 nt
Organism: Pelobates fuscus (common spadefoot toad)
Lineage: Eukaryota; Metazoa; Chordata; Amphibia; Anura; Pelobatidae
Gene: SACS
Product: sacsin molecular chaperone
Exons: 10
Coding region: 737-14464 (4575 amino acids)
Molecular function (GO): Hsp70 protein binding
Source: RefSeq, a predicted model, not a curated record
UUGGGGAAGUCUCAUAUACCAACUUAAAAAAAUAUAUCGAUUUGUUGGUGUUAUCUGGAAAUAUGGAGAGCUUUAUCACCAUGACUUGAAAGCAGAAGAAAUGUGUCCUGUGUCUUUAAGAGCUAUGAAUGCAGGGGCUUUAGGUGAUGGAGCAGUAGACUUGUUUGGAUCCGUCCGGGCUGCAGCCUUCCAGCACUAUUUACUAAAGCUGCUGACUUUACAGUAGAAUAAAAUCCCCUCUGGCUCCCGGGUAACCUUCACUUUACCUGGGAGCUCUGUAUCUCUUACCAACACCUAGCCUGGGUCUACAUCAUUCUGCAACAGCCAGCAAAAUAUUGGCAGCAAGAACAAUAAAUCAUCUUUUUUUUUUUUUAUUGGCAAACGAAAAGCAAAUUAAACAACACCCAGAAUAUCCUGUAAUAAAAUCUAAAAAAAAUGGUGUAAGGUGAAAAAAGGAAAUGUGAGGUCUCAGAAGAAUUGAAUGCUUGUUGUUUUUAUUUGACUUAAAUAGAGAACACGUUACACUGACGAGUGACGACUACAAACAAGUCACUGAUCUGGACCAGACUGGAAAAUAAAUGUAUUUUCACAAGUGCUGUGGAGAUUUGGUUUACUGUGAGUGAAUACGUUGGCGAAAAAGAAUUAGCGACGACAACACAGAAAGGAAUCAUGAAACUUUAAGUUCUAGCUGUUAAAUGUUUCCUUUGUGUUGGUCUCAAAAAACACAAAGUUAAGGAUGGAACCUGCAGAUAAAAGGUUGUCCAGAGUAACCAUCCUGCAUGACUAUGUUGGUUGUCGGACUUAUGAGGUGCCCCCGUCUAUUGUCAUUGGAGAGAUCAAGCAUUUGAUCUAUGGGGAUACACAUUUUCCUGUUUCUGAACAACGAUUACUGCUCUACAAUAAAGAGCUAUGCGACAAUACAAGGAUUGGAGACCUGGCUUCAUCAGACCCCACUUUAUUCCUAAAUCUACAAUCAAAAGGGCUCAAAGGAGGAGGUAAAUUUGGACAGACAACCCCUCCACUUGUUGAUUUUCUUAAGGACAUAUUGAGAAGAUACCCAGAGGGAGGACAAAUCCUAAAGGAAUUGAUUCAGAAUGCUGAAGAUGCUGGAGCCAGCGAAGUCCGCUUUAUGUACGAUGAAACAAAAUUUGGCACCGAAACGCUUUGGUCAAAAGAUAUGGCUCAAUAUCAGGGCUCUGCACUUUAUGUCUACAACAAUGCAGUUUUCACACCUGAGGACUGGAGUGGGAUUCAAGAAAUAGCAAGAAGUCGAAAAAAAGAUGACCCUCUGAAAGUCGGGCGAUUUGGAAUCGGGUUUAAUUCUGUCUAUCACAUAACAGAUGUUCCCAGUAUUUUUAGUGGUAAUCAGAUUGGGAUGUUGGAUCCACAUCAGUUACUGUUUGGACGCCACGAAUCAGGCCAGUGCUGGAAUAUUAAAGAUGACGGCAAAGAAAUAAGUGAGCUGGUGGACCAAUUUGCACCAUUCGUUGGAAUUUUCGGAAGCUGCAAGGAAACACUUACAAGAGGUCAUUUUUCUGGAACAAUUUUUAGGUUCCCGCUUCGGGUCCAACCUUCUUUGCUGAGCAGCAACCUUUAUAACAAAGCAAAGGUUCUGGAACUCUUUGAGUCAUUUAGAGCAGAUGCAGGUACAGUGCUUCUUUUCUUGAAGAAUGUGCAGAAGGUUUCUCUGCAUGUUCGAGAAGCAGAUGGCACAGAAAAACUUCUAUUUCGGGUGACUGCUAGCGAAGACAAGUCACUGAAACACGAGAGGCCCAACUCCAUCAAAGUACUCGAGACAGCAAUAGACAGCUACUGUAAAAAGGUUCCUAGCAACAGUGUAACCUGUGUAGCAUAUCAUGUAAAUAUUGACGUGGAGGAUGAAACUGUCAAGGAGAUACAGAGGUCAUCAUGGCUGGUUUGCAACAGUGUUGGAGGCCGGGGUAUAUGCAAUGAAUUAGACUGUCUUGCUGAUGACUUAAAAUUUGUUCCAACAAUUGGAAUAGCCAUGCGUCUUUUCAAUAAUGGAGGAGAAAAGGGGACUGAAACAGAAUUUAUAGGGAGGGCUUUUUGCUUUCUUCCGUUGCCACCAGGGGAGGAAAGCAAAACAGGUCUUCCUGUUCAUGUUAGCGGGUUUUUUGGUUUGACUGAUAACCGUAGGAGCAUAAAAUGGAGAGAACUGGAUCAGUGGCGAGAUCCUGCUGCACUUUGGAAUGAACUUCUAGUAAAGAAUGUUGUGCCAAAAGCAUACACCACACUUAUUUUAGAAGCAAUCAAGAGAAUGAGUAGAGAACAAGGCCCAGAUUUCCGUCUGUCGCCAGAAAGUAUCUACAGAGUGUGGCCUGAUGUGAAAAAAGUAAGGACUCACUGGAAACCGGUCAUCGAGCCACUGCUGAAUGAGUUAUUCCAGCACGCGGUGAUUUAUUCUGCCAAUAAGUGCUGGUUGAAAGAAGCUGAUGUCAAUUUUUCAGAACUUGAUGAAAGUAAAGAAUACUCACAAACAAUCCUGAACUACCUCCAGACCUCAGGGACUCACACAGCUAAGGUACCAAGUAAUGUUGCUGCUGCAUUCCAAGUUCCUAUCAAUAAUUCAAAACAGGUGAAAAAGGUGACACCAGCACUCGUGCGUCAGGUAUUAAGAAAGUCAGCACACAGAGGAGACACUCAUGAGAAACUUCAUCUACUUGAGUUCAUACUCAGUGAUGAGGUCUACAGUGAACUUAUCGGACUUGAAUUGCUUCCCUUGCAGAGUGGGAGAUUCAUUCCUUUCUCUUCAUCUGUAUCAGAUAAAGAUGUCAUUUACAUAACCUCAGAGGAAUUCCCGAGAACAUUGUUUCCAGGUCUAGAAGGAAGACUUCUUUUGGAUAAUCUGAAGCCUGAGAUUAUGUCAGCUUUGAAGGAGGCUUCUACCAGUCGAGGGAGAUUGUGCACUCAGCUACAACUUCUGAAUCCUGAGCGUUUUGUACGUCUUAUUAAGGAGGCUAUGAAUAUGCUAUGGCCUACCAGAGACUUGGUUGUUAAGUGGUUUCCAGGCAAGGAUAAAAAACAUCCUGCUAUAUCAUGGAUUAAAAUGGUCUGGAAGAUAUUAUACAUGCAUUUUUCUGAAGAUUUAUCAUGCAUGGAUGAUAUGCCACUUAUCCCUACCAAAAUGCUAGCAGAGGAGGAAACAUCAUUGGAACUCAUUCGACUUAGGACACCUUCACCUGUAAUGUAUGAUGAUGAAUCUGACACUCAACUUCCAGAACAUUUACCUGAAAUAAUUAAGAAUCUUGGAGGAAUUGUGAUGAAGAAUUUAGAUCCUUCUGUUCAGCAUCCUCUUCUUAAAAGAUAUGUUUAUCCGCCUACUCCCAGUGCUCUCCUUCAGAUAAUGGAUAGGAUGUCUUUGCAGAAACUGUCCAGCCAAAUUGCCUCAUUAAGUCCAAUUCACAAAGAUGCGUUAAGGCGAUUUCUUGCUAGCUUAACUGACAUUAAUGACAAAGAAAAAAAAAUUAUACAAGAGUUAACAGUAUUUCGAAGAAUUGAGCUGUCAUCGCAACAACGAGAUGCUUUCGUUUUCUUGAGAGGCUGCAAAGUUCUCCACCAUAAUGCCAAACUUCCACCCAACAUCAAGUUGUCUUUCCCUAUAAUCGAUAGCAGUGAUGAAGAAACAAUACGUUUGGCCAAGAUGCUCAAAGUGGAACAUUUGAAAACUACAGACUGCCUAAAAAUUAUCUUACAAGAUACAGAAAAAGGGUUUUAUUCCAAAGAAGAGAGAACAAAUAUUAUGCUCUGGGUCCUUGAAAAUCUGACUUACCUAAAAAAUGAAAAUUCUGCUGUUAUUUAUUGGCUAUCCACUCUUAGAUUUAUACCAAUAUUGAAAGACAAAAUGGUGGCACCAAAUGAACUUUUUGAUCCAGAAGUGGAUAUUCUCCAGAAUCUUUUCUGUGGUGAAGAUCAGAUGUAUUUUCCACCUGAGGCUUUUUUAUCGUCAGAUGUUUUGCACUCACUGAGGCAAAUAGGUUUGAAAAACGAGUCCCACUUGUUGGAAAAAGACUUUGUCCAGGUUGCAAAGAAAAUUGAGGCUUUGAAUUCUGCAUCUACCACAAAUGAUGUUAUUGUCUUAAGAAAAUCAAAAACAUUAUUAACUCUUCUGAAGAAAGAUUUCAAAUUACUACAGUCACCAGAAGCUAAAGCCAUUUUGAAAAAGAUCAAGUGGAUUCCUGCCGUCAAAGAGCGACCACCAAACUAUCCUAAUUCUUUGGUGUGGCUGGGAGACACUUUCAAACUCUACGCUGCUGGUGAAGUAUGUAACUUACAUUAUGCUGUUCUGGUUGGUUCCUCAGUUCCACUGGUAGAGAGCAUGAAUGGUACGAUUGAAAAAAUCCUUGGCAUUGCCAAAGAGCCCAACAUAGAAGCAGUACUAAAACAUCUAAAAGUUGUUGUUGACUGGAAUAAUUCAAAGACCAUUACAGAUGAAGAUUAUUACCAGUUUCAGCACAUUUUGUUGGAAAUAUACAGCUUCAUGCAAGGAUGUCUGGAAAAAGGCAAAGAAUUGAUUCAAGCAUUAUCAUUUUCUUGGGUUUGGACAGGAAAAACAUUUUGUUUCCCUCAACAAGCUAUAAUAUCAUCAAUUCAUAGCCUCGAUUUACAGCCCUAUUUGCACAAUAUCCCAAACACCAUGGUUAAAUUUAACAAAUUGUUCAGGUUUUGUGGUUCAAUUGAGCAACUGACUCCUGAACAUAUCUUUCUUGUCAUUAAAAAAAUAUAUGAGCAAAGUCAGCAGAAUUUGGACAAAGAGGAGAACAAGCAGAAUAUUGACAUUAUGCUGAACAUUGUGAGAUGGAUGUAUAGUCAUCAAAUUCCUACGAGCCUAGACAUUCCUUUACCUGUACACUAUAACAAAGACCCAUCAAAGCUUGUGAUGAAACCUAUCCAUGAAUGUUGCUACUGUGAUAUCAAAGUUGAUGACCUUAAUGACCUGCUUGAAGAUUCAGUCGAACCUAUAAUAUUGGUUCACGAAGAUAUUCCUAUGAAAACUGCAGAAUGGCUGAACGUGCCAUGUUUAAGUACAAGGCUAAUUAAUCCUGAGAAUAUGGGAUUUGAACAGUCAGGUCAAAGAGAACCACUGACUGUGAGGAUCAAAAAUAUUUUGGAAGAAUACCCAUCUGUAUCAGACAUCUUCAAAGAGCUACUUCAAAAUGCUGAUGAUGCCUCUGCCACUGAAUGUAAUUUUUUGAUUGAUAUGAGAAGGAAUAUGGAUAUUAGAGAAAAUCUUCUAGAUCCAGGGAUGUCAGUCUGUCACGGACCUGCUUUGUGGUCAUUUAACAAUUCUGAAUUUACAGACAGAGACUUUCUCAACAUAACAAGGCUUGGUGAAUCUUUGAAAAGAAGCGAAGUUGACAAAGUAGGAAAAUUUGGUUUAGGAUUCAAUUCAGUGUAUCAUGUUACAGAUAUUCCCAUCAUCAUGAGCAGGGAAUUUAUGAUAAUGUUUGAUCCUAAUAUUAAUCACAUUAGCAAACACAUUAGGGAUAAAUCUAACCCAGGAAUUAAAAUUAAUUGGAGUAAGCAGCAGAAAAGACUCAGAAAAUUUCCCAACCAAUUCAAACCAUUUCUGGGUGUUUUUAAUUGCCAUUUGCCCCUUGCAGUAGAAACUCCUUAUUGUUACAAGGGAACUCUUUUCAGACUGUCCUUUAGGACUCAACAAGAAGCUAAAGUGAGUGAAAUCAGUAAUACCUGCUACAAUACAGCAGAUAUUUACACUCUUGUGGAUGAGUUUAGCCUUUGUGGCUACAGAUUGAUUCUUUUCACCCAAAAUGUUAACUCAAUGGUCUUGAAAUACCUAAAACCUGAAGAAUCUGAUCCAGCUUUAUCCCAGGACACAGUAACAAUUAAAAAGUCAUUCUGCACAUCCCGGGUUUUAACAACACCUGCAAGAAUUUUGAGGGAAGCAGCAAAGGUGAUGCAUACUUGUAGUAUUACCAAAAAACUUCCAUCCGACAUGCCAAAGUCAUCUUGUAUCUUACAGAUUGUUGUUGAAGAGUACCAUCAUGUAUUCAGACGCAUAGUUGAUCUCCAUUCCCCACUAUUUAGAGGUCCAGAAGAUGACCCAGUGACCAUUUUUGAAAAUGCAAAAACUGGACAAUCAAAGAGGACCAAUGAUGAGCUGCCACAAAAAACGGUAGAGUGUACAUCAUGGCUAUUAUGUUCUUGCAUGGAUGUUGGUGAAGCAUUGAGAUUUGCACUUAAUGAAAGUGGACAACGACUUGGACUUGUUCCCUGUGGUGGUGUUGCAGUAAUGCUUUCUGAAAACCAAGACAAGAAAUGGAAUGUGAAACCCUUUUCCAAUAACAUUGGAGAGAUUUUCUGCUAUUUGCCUCUCAGAAUAAAAACAGGGCUGCCUUUUCAUAUCAAUGGUUGUUUUGCUGUGACCUCAAAUCGGAAAGAAAUCUGGAAAACGGAUACCAAGGGGAGAUGGAAUACUGUCUUCAUGAGAAAUGUUAUUGUUCGCUCCUAUCUUGAAGCAUUGUGUGUUUUACGGGACAUGUCAACAUCCGGUGAACUACUUAAUUACAGCUAUUACUCAGUGUGGCCUGAUCCAGACUAUGUGCAUGAUGAUUUCUCUGUAAUUUGCCAAGGACUGUAUGAAGAUAUUGCCAAAGGGAAAGGCAAAGAACGCAUGAAGGUGUUUUCUGAUGGGUCUUCCUGGGUUUCAAUGAAAAAUGUGAGAUUUUUAGAUGACUCACUGCUGAAAAGAAAAGAUAUUGGACCACCAGCCUUUCAGAUUUUCUUGAAGUACUUAAAAAAAACAGGGUUAAAAAACCUUUGUGCUGUAGAACUACCUUCUUGGGUAAAAAAUGGUUUCAUAGAGGCAGGCUGUACAGAUGUGUUACUUGAGAACACUUAUUCUGAAAGACAAUUUUUUUCAGAGGUAUUCUUUCCCCAUAUAGAUGAAAUCCAGCCAGAGUUACGAGAUCCAUUAAUGCUCUUUGUUUUAAAUGAAAGGCUACAAGAAUAUGGGGAAUUUUUGCAAAUGACACCAUGCAUUCCUUCAUCAAGCCCUGGUCAUCCACUUGUCCUUCCUUCAAGAUUAAUUCAUCCAGAAGGUAGAGUAGCUAAGUUAUAUUAUGACAGUGAUGGCAGAUUUCCUUUUGGAACUUGUCAAAAUUACCUAAACCCAGUAGUGCUGGUGAAACUUGUUCAGUUAGGUAUGAUAAAAGAUUACAUUUUGUGGGAGGACUUGAUUGAACGCAUUGAAUCAAUUGUAGAAGUCAAUAAAAGUGAUCACACAGCAGCAUGUUCAAGAAGCAAUAUUAUCUUAAGUCUUAUUGAUGAAAAGCUUAAACUCAGAGACCCAAAAGCUAAAGAGUUUUGCAAGAAAUGUCAGAGUAUUCCGUUCUUACCAUUCCUAUCAAAGCCUGCAGGAUUUUCCUUACAUUGGAAAGGAAGUGACUGCAAAGUUGAGGAUAUGUUUGCUGCAACAGAAUUGUACACAGCUGAAUACCAAGACACAGUUUGUCUACUCAAACUAAUUCUCAAUGAAAAUUCACCUUCCUUCAGGGGUUGUGGAUCUAUAUCCUUGGCGGUUAAAGAGUUUCUGGGAUUACUUCGAAAACCAUCCACUGAAUUAGUAAUUGAGCAACUAAAAGCAGUCUCCAAGUAUUCUGACGGAAUUACAUUGUACCAAGAGAAUAUUACAACUGCCUGCUAUAAAUUUCUUAGUGAAGCCAUUUUACAAAAUGAAGCCACAAAAACAUUGGUAGUUUCUGAGCUAAAGCCAUUCAAUUUCAUCCUAGUUGAGAACAUAUAUGUAAGUCCCGAAAAAGUUUCUUUCCAUCUGAAUUUUGAGGCAGCACCUUACCUCUACCAGCUGCCAAAUAAGUACAAAAACAAUUUUCGAGAACUAUAUGAAAGUGUUGGUGUAAAGCAGGCAUUUAUGGUAGAAGACUUUGCAGCAGUUCUUGAAGUUAUCACACGUGAAAGCAAAGGUAAAAAAAUAUCAGAUCAAAAUUUUGAGUUGUGCAGGAGGAUUAUUAGUGAAGGAAUAUGGGGACUUAUUCGUGAGAAGACGCAAGAAUUUUGCGAGGAAAAUUACGGUCAGAUACUACUGCCAGAUGUUAACCUUAAUCUCCUACCAGCAAAAUCUUUAUGCUACAAUGAUUGUCCAUGGAUUCGGGUAAAAGACACCGCUGUUAAAUAUUGUCAUUCUGACAUCCCUCGAGAAGUAGCAGUAAAGCUUGGAUCAAUACCCAAGAGACACAAAGCUUUAGAAAGAUAUGCUUCUAAUGUUUGUUUUACAUCACUUGGAAGUGAAUUUGGACAAAAAGAAAAACUUACCAGCAGGAUUAAAAGUAUUUUGAAUGCUUAUCCCUCAGAAAAAGAGAUGCUGAAAGAACUUCUUCAAAAUGCAGACGAUGCAAAAGCUACAGAGAUCUGUUUCGUGUUUGAUCCAAGACAACACCCAACCGACAGAAUAUUUGAUGAGAAAUGGGCACCUCUGCAUGGACCAGCACUGUGUGUAUUCAACAACCAACCAUUUACAAAUGAUGAUGUCAGAGGGAUUCAAAACUUGGGAAGAGGAACAAAGGAGGGAAAUCCAUGCAAGACAGGACAGUACGGUAUAGGAUUCAAUUCUGUGUACCAUAUCACAGACUGUCCAUCAUUCAUCUCUUCCAAUGACAUACUAUGCAUUUUUGACCCGCAUGCAAUAUAUGCCCCUGGUGCAACAUCCAUAAGCCCAGGUCGAAUGUUCCGAGAUUUGGAUGCUGACUUCAAAACACAGUUUUCUGAUGUGCUAAAUCUAUAUUUAGGAAAGCAUUUUAACCUUUCCCACUCCACCAUGUUCCGAUUUCCACUGCGAAAUUCAGAAAUGGCAAAGAAUUCAGAAAUAUGUUCAGCUCCUAGCUCAGACAGGAUGGUCCAAAACCUCCUUGACAAGUUGCGUACAGAUGGAGCAGAACUUCUCAUGUUUUUAAACCAUAUGGAGAAAAUAUCAAUUUGUGAAAUAGAGAAAUCAACUGGUGACUUAAAAGUGUUAUAUUCAGUAAGAGGAAAAAUCACGGAUGGAGACAGGCUAAAGCGUAAGCAGUUUCAUGCAUCUGUAAUUGAUAGUGUAACCAAGAAAAAACAAUUGAAAGAUAUACCUGUGCAGCAAAUUACUUACACUAUGGACAUUGAAGAUUCUGAAAACAAUUUGACAACAUGGUUAAUCUGUAACCGUUCUGGUUUUUCGAACAUGGAAUUGGUAUUGAAGGGUAUUAUAUCUGCUCACAAAAAUAAAGAUAUCACACUGUUUCCACGUGGAGGAGUUGCUGCUUGCAUAAGCCAUAAUUACAAAAAACCUUACAGAGCAUUUUGCUUCCUCCCCCUUUCUCUUGAGACGGGUCUUCCUUUUCAUGUCAAUGGUCAUUUUGCUUUGGACUCUGCACGGCGGAAUUUAUGGAGAGAUGAUGAUGGAGUUGGUGUAAGAAGUGACUGGAACAGCAGCUUGAUGAUCGCAUUGGUAGCUCCAGCUUAUGUUGAACUCUUGAUUCAGCUUAAAAAAAUUAAUUUUCCUGGUAACGACCCUACUGUUUCCAUUUUGCACAACACACCAAUUCAUGUUGUAAAAGACAUUUUGAAAAAGUUCUUGUCUUUUUUCCCUGUAAACAGACUUGAUUUACAGCCAGACUGGUACUGUCUUGUAAAGGCUGUAUACGUGUAUAUCCAUAAAGAUGCUAAACGUCUUUUACCUGUAGUACGGGCACCAAAUGUUGAUGGAUCAGACAUGCAAUCUGCUGUUAUCGUCACAUGGGUUAACAUGUCUGCAGUGAACUCUGGCAAGCCAUUCUUUGAUAACCUCCUUCAAGAUGAAUUGCAUCACAUGAAAAAUAUAGAGUACAACAUAACAACGAGAAAAACAGUAGCAGAAAAUGUUUACAGACUGAAGCAUCUUCUUUUAGAAAUCGGAUUCAAUCUUGUUUAUUACUGUGACGAGACAGCAAAUCUUUUUCAUUGCCUUGUUGAUUCUGGAAUCCCUGUUACCUAUGCAACCCCUUUGGACGUUCGAAAUUUUUUGAUGACGUUUUCAUCUCCUGACAGUAGUUGUCACAUCGGAAAGCUGCCAUGUCGCCUUCAGCAAACAAAUCUGAAAUUGUUUCACAGCUUGAAGCUUUUGGUUGAUUAUUGUUUGAAAGAUGCAGAAGAAAAUGAAAUUAAGAUCGAGGGACUCCCUCUGUUAAUAACGCUAGACAGUGUCUUACAGGUUUUCGAUUCCAAACAUCCAAAAUUUUUAACCACUUACCAUGAAUUAAUUCCAUCCCGUAAAGACCUGUUCAUGAACACACUGUAUCUAAGAUACAGCAGUAUUUUGCUGUCUUGCAAAGUAUCAAAGGCUUUUGAUAUCAACAGCUUUGCUGAGCUGUUGUCAUCUGUGCUGCCUAGAGAAUAUAAAACAAAAGUUGUUGUUCAGUGGAAAGAAAAUUUUGCAAGUGAAACAUGGCUUAAAAAUGCGUGGCAUUUUAUCAGUGAGGCGGUGAACGUCAAAGAUGAGCAAACUGACAUGAACACAACAUUUAAUACAGUGGUUGACACACUUAAAGAAUGGGCUUUACUUCCAGGCACAAAAUUUACUCUGUCCUCUAGUAAUCUUGUUGUACCAGAGGGUGAUGUAUUAUUACCACUGAGUCUAAUGCACAUUGCAAUUUUUCCAAAUGCACAGAGUGAUAAGGUUUUUCAUACCUUGAUGAAGGCAGGUUGUAUUCAGCUUGGGCUCAACAAAAUUUGUUCAAAAGAUAAUGCCUUGCUCCCUCUUUUGUCAACCCACUCUGCUAACAUUGACAAUCCUCUGAGCAUUCUAAAAGCCAUACAAUACAUGAUUCAGACUUCAACAUUCAAGACUGAAAAUCUAGCAGAGGCAGAUUUUGAUGCACUUUUAAUGUAUUUUAAUUGCAAUUUAAAUCAUCUGAUGACUGAUGAGGCUAUUAACAGUUUGAGGUCCCUUCCAUGUUACAAGUCCGUCAGUGGGCGCUAUAUUACACUGUCAAAAUUUGGAGCCUGUUAUGUUCUAACAAAAAGCAUACCCCCAGCUGAGGUGGAUAAAUGGUCUCACUCUUCAUCGUGUGCAUUCCUGGAAGAAAAAGUGAAUUUCAAAGAAUUGUAUAACGUUUUAAAAUGCGUCCCGGUUGAUGACCUAGAAAUUUAUCUAAAACACCUUCUACCCAAAUUUGAAAACCUUUCCUAUAAUGCAAAACUGGAGCACUUAAUUUACCUGAAAAAUAGAUUAUGUAGCGCUGAAGAAACGUCAUGUUUAAAAGACCAACUGUUUGCCAAACUGGAAGAUCUUUCAUUCAUUCAUGAUGCCAGUAAUCGUCUUAAGCCUGCCAAGCAUUUCUAUGACCGGACAGUGCGAGUUUUUGAAGUAAUGCUUGCUGAAAAGCUAUUUAUACCUUUGGAUUUCUUUAAAAAACUGGAACAAAUGACACAACCGAAGAACCAAGCUGCUUUUCUGUUAUCAUGGAUCAAGUUUCUUAGAAACAUUGGUCUUAAGCACAUCAUUUCCCAGCAGCAGAUGUUACAGUUUGCAAAAGAAAUUAGCAUGAGAGCAAACACUGAAAGCUGGACCAAAGAAAUUCUGCAGAAUACUGUGGAUGUUCUUCUUCACCACGUGUUCCAAGAAAGAACAGAUUUGCUGAUAGGAAACUUCUUAAAAGAGCUAUCUACUAUUCCCUUUCUAUGUCCGGAAAGAGCGCCUGCAGAGUUGGUACGUUUUCAUCCUCAAUAUCAAGAAGUAAAUGGAACAUUACCUUUAAUAAGAUUCAAUGGGGCCCAAGUAAAUCCAAAAUUUAAGCAAACAGAUGUAAUUCAAUUGCUAUGGACAUCGUGUCCUAUUCUUCCUGAAAAAGCAACUCCAUUGGGUAUUAAAGAGCAGGAGGGGACUAUCCUCGAUCCUCAAGAACAACUUGACCAGGUUUUGACAUUGCUUAAUGUAAAUAUUGACCCAUCCCUUGAUAAAGUCAUAAAUAAUUGCCGAAACAUAUGCAACAUAACCGUUGUGGAUGAGGAAAUGGUGAAAACACGAUCAAAGGUUUUGAGAAGCAUCUAUGAGUUUCUCAGUACUGAGAAAAGAGAGUUCAAGUUUCAGCUGAGAGGUGUUUCCUUUGUAAUGGUUGAAGAUGGGUGGAAACUUCUAAAACCCGAAGAGGUUGUCAUUAACCUAGAAUUUGAGUCUGAUUUUAAACCUUACUUAUAUAAGCUACCUUUGGAGCUUGGCACAUUUCACCAGUUGUUCAAGAACUUGGGAACUGAAGACGUUGUUUCAACAAAACAGUAUAUUGAAGUUCUUAGCAGAAUAUUUAAAAGUUCUGAGGGAAAACAGCUUGACCCUAAUGAAAUGCGCACAGUUAAAAGAGUUGUGUCAGGCUUGCUGAAAAGCCUUCAGAAUGAUUCAGCCAAGGUGCGUAGUGAUUUUGAAAAUAUUCGUGAUGUUGCACUAUAUCUGCCAAGUCAAGAUGGGAGGUUGGUGAAAUCAAGCAUUCUAGUCUUUGAUGAUGCCCCACAUUACAAAAGCAGAAUACAGGGCAAUAUCGGUGUUCAAAUGCUUGUUGACCUUAGUCAAUGCUAUAUGGGGAAAGAUCAUGGUUUUCACACAAGAAUUAUAAUGCUUCUACCCCAGAAAUUAAGACCACGACUUCUUAGCAGCAUCCUGGAAGAACAGCUAGAUGAAGAAACGCCUAAAUCGUGCCAGUUUGGAACACUGUGUUCUCUUCAAGGAAGAUUGCAAUUGCUGCUUUCGUCCGAGCAGUUCAUCACAGGACUGGUAAGGAUCAUGAAGCAUGAAAAUGACAACACCUUUUUAGCCAAUGAGGAAAAAGCCAUAAAGCUCUGCAAAGCCUUACGUGAAGGGUUAAAAGUAUCAUGUUUUGAAAAGUUGCAAACCACUUUAAGAGUAAAGGGAUUCAAUCCAAUCCCCCACAGCAAAAGUGAGACCUUGGCCUUUUUGAAGAGAUAUGGCCACGCUGUUAUCUUGCUUUACAUACAACACUCAGACAGCAAAGACAUCAAUUUCUUGCUGGCAUUAGCUAUGACCUUGAAAUCUGCAACAGACAAUCUAAUUUCUGACACAUCUUAUUUAAUUGCUAUGUUAGGAUGCAAUGAUAUAUACAGAAUCAAUGAAAAGCUUGACAGUUUAGGUGUCAAGUAUGACUCGUCAACCGAGCAGUCAAAACUUGAACUUCCAAUGCCGGGUACUCCAAUCCCAGCAGAAAUUCACUAUACACUUUUAAUGGAUCCAAUGAAUGUCUUCUACCCAGGGGAGUAUGUUGGAUAUUUAGUAGAUGCUGAAGGUGGAGAUUCUUUUGGAUCAUAUGAACCAACCUACACAUAUGCCAUCAUCGUGCAAGAAGUGGAAAAAGAAGAUGAAAACUCGGACUCCAUGGGAAAGUUUUACCAGAUUGAUAUUGGCUACAGUGAAUACAAAAUUGUAAGUUCCCUUGAUCUGUACAAGUUUUCAAGACCAGAAGAGAGUGCUCAGAACAAAGAUAGCACUCCUUCAACUCCAACAAGCCCUACAGAAUUUCCCCCUGCAGGUACACGCACACCACCAUCUUUUCCUGGCAAAGAGAGCAACAAAACAUCAUCUUCCAAGCAUCAGUCUCCUAAAAAGAUCAAGCUAAAUGCUUUGCCAGAAAUUCUAAGAGAAAUUACAACAAUAAUGGAACAAGCCUGGAAACUGCCUGAAUCUGAACGUAAGAAGAUUAUUAGGAGGCUCUACCUAAAGUGGCACCCAGACAAAAAUGCUGAAAAUCUAGACAUUGCCAAUGAAGUUUUCAAACAUCUCCAGAAUGAAAUCAAUAGACUGGAAAAGCAAGCGUUCGUGGAUCAAAAUGCUGACAGAGCUGCAAGAAGAACUUUCACAACAACCUCGGCAAGGUUUCAGUCAGAUAAAUUUUCAUUUCAAAGAUUUUAUACUUCAUGGAAUCAAGAGGCCACAAGCCAUAAGUCUGAAAGGCAACAAUACAAUGAAAACUUUUCUUCUUCCAUGGGGCCAAAUGAUUCUAAACGCUUUUUUGUACCACCCACCUUUAAGUCUGUGGGGAACCCAGUAGAAGCACGUAGGUGGUUAAGGCAAGCAAGGGCGAAUUUUUCCGCUGCCCGAAAUGACAUGCACAAAAAUGCUAAUGAGUGGGUGUGUUUCAAGUGCUAUCUCUCAACCAAGCUAGCCUUAAUUGCAGCCGACUAUGCUGUCAGAGGAAAGUCAGACAAAGAUGUGAAACCAACUGCACUUGCCCAUAAAAUAGAAGAAUAUGGCCAACAGCUUAGUGGUCUUACCAAUGAUGUGCAGACAUUAGAGGCAUAUGGUGUUGAUAGUCUAAAGACCCGGUACCCUGAUAUGCUUCCCUUCCCACAAAUUCCGAACGAUAGGUUUACGUCAGAUGUUGCAAUGAGGGUAAUGGAAUGCACUGCGUGUAUCAUUAUAAAACUUGAAAAUUUUAUACAAAAUAAAUUAUUGUAAAGAUUUCAGAGCAUAUUAUUCUUAUUAUGAAAAUGUAGCAGAUCUAAUUUACAUGCUACUUACAUACAUGCAUAAAUAAAAACGGUGUUUCCAUAGAGAUAUUCUGUAAUUAUAAAGUAGACGCUGGCACCUCAUGGCACGCUUGCAUUACAGAGCUACUUGUUUUGCAAUUGUCAAAAUAUACGCAACACUAUGUCAUAGUACUUUUUACACAUAGGGGUUUAUUCACUUAUUAGUGAGACAGUGAGUUGUUGAUGUGUGUGGCAACUAACAUGCAAAAUAGCCAAGUUAAAAAAAAAAUUGUUCUACUUCACCAAUAUGAUGAUGUUUUUUAGAACUGGGCUACGAGGCCUCAAUUUUGCCAGUUGAUUGCAAAACUCACACACUGAAUGUUUGUUUAGAGUAUACCUAUGCACUUUUGUGAUAUACAAAGUAGCAUGCUCUGUCCAAGUAAAGGGGCCAUGAAUGUUAUAUGCACAAAUGUGGACUGCAUUUUGAUGUACACUCAAGAGCUAAUUGUAGUUGAACAUGGAGCAACACGUUUCGAAACCGUUGUCAACUCAAAAUUAGUACAUUUAUUUUAAUAUAUAGCUACAGACAUGUUAAAUACCAAAUACCGGAACAAUUCCUGUGCUAAAAAACUGCACAAUUUAUGGGAGUGCCAUGGCAAACCACCCCUCCAGAGACACCCAUCCAAAUGCCCCUUAACAUAACAGCACAGAAAUGGAGUGUCCCAACUAGCUUAGUUGCACUUGUGAGCCAUGUCAAAUCCUGGCACACAUGAGACUGGGCUGGAGAAGGAGCACAGAAAGAAUGCCUUUAGUUUAGAAAUUCUGCCUCAAGACUUGUCUGUCUGUUUAUUGCAAAACUCACUGUGGCCAAAUGUUGAAAUUGAAGUAAAAGAAAAUUGUUAGAUUGUCCUACAUUCUAAAAAUUAGAACAGAACUUGCAGCAAUUUCCCCAAGUGCCAUUUUGCCCUACCACACCUCCAGGUGUAUAUAAAAUAAUUUAGAAGCAUGCACACCACGGUGGUACAGGCAAAUUGACUUUUCAUUUAAUAAACCUUGUUGUGAAUUAGUUGAAAGCGAACUCUACAUACUCUGAGUACUAGAAGGUUAAACAACGGUUUUAGUGCUACAGGUCGCUCAGAGCUAAUUUUCUGGCACCAGGACUAGUACAGCUUAAAGUAGUAGUUCUGGUGUCUACAGCCUGUCCCUGCAGGCUUUUCAAUGUACAAUAUUUUGAGAGGUAAAGGCAGUGUUUAUAUUACUGCCUAGUGACACCUCCAGUGGCAGUCACUCAGACGGCCACUAGAGGUGCUUCCUGGG